UAGAGGCCAAACCCCAGACAUGAUUCCUGGACAAUGGCUUCCCAGCAGGGGCGUCCAGCCUGCGGCCAAGAUGUCCCCAGUGGGGAAGAUGACCCAGGUCCCGAGCAGGAAUGUCUACCAGCAGAUCUUCGAGGCUGAGGUGCAGCUGGUCCGCUCCCUGGCGGCCACCAGGCAGCGGGCUGUGGAGUGUUCCCUGUCCCCGAAGAAUGGCAGGAAGCCCUUGAUGAAGAGGGUGGAUAUUCCUGAGGGGGAGAUGAUGUCUCCGCGGCAGCAGAAGUGGGUGCACAGCCUACCCAAUGACUGGGUCACGGAAAACCCUGUUCUCUACAGGGAAAAGGAAACAACCAAGAAGGAAAAAGCCCAAGAGAGUGAGAGCACCAUCGCUGCCCGAGAAGUCCGGGGCCUCGUGGACACCAUCGUUCCUGAGAGGACCAGCACCGUCACCCUUCAGGGGCGAAGAGACUACAAGAGGAGGGGCUCCGAGAGCGCUCUGGGGAGCCUUAAGGAGGAGAUCGCUCAGAUUGGGAUGGAAAUGGAACCUCUCAUCUUGGAGCCAGGGGCACUUCUUUUAAAAGAGCUGGCUGAGUCUGACGAAGACAUCGACAGUCUCUUCAGAAAAGCAGAAAAUGACAACAACCUCGAAGACUGCACCAUCCAAACCCUGCUGGAGCUGUGGGAUCAGGUGGCCGAGAGGUUCCUGCUCCAGAAGCAGGGGAUUCAGAAGCUGGAUGAGACCCUGCUCUUGCUUGAGUCCUCCCGGGCAGACAAGCUAAAAAGCGUGUUGAAGAAAUAUGUGGACAUCAUGGAGAAAACUUCCUAUCUCAUGCAGCCCGACGUGUACAGGCUGAUAAAUAAAGAAGCCAUGGUCAUAAACCACGCCCUGCUGGGCAACCAGAGGGCCGUCGCCCAGCUGUCUGUCCACCUGGCGGAGGCCACGCUGCAGCAGGAGCUCGAGAGCCGCCGCCGCUGGCAGGGCCUGGUCGGUGCCUGGAAGGCACUCAAGAAGGAGGCCCUGGUGCGGGGCUUCAGUGAGUUCAUGGCCAGUGAGAGGAUCCAGGCUCCGCCAGCCGUGAAGAAGGAGCUGGAGAGCAUGCUGGAGAAGCAGAGAGCCCUGCAGCAACAGCAGCUGGGGCAUCUCUGUGCAGUCUGUGACCUUCUGCCCCCCAGUUACAGCAGAGCCCGGCUGACUGAAUGGCACUCCUCUCUCGGCUCCCUGAACAAGCACCUCGAUGCCUACCACGUGGACUGCAUGUUGCGGAUCCGCCUGCAGUAUGAGAAGACGUGGCAGGAGUGCCUGGCCCACGUGCAGAAGUGCAAGAAGCAGCUGCUGGACUGGAAAGCCUUCACCGAGGAGGAGGCAGAGAGCCUGGUGAGCCCGUCCUUCUUCCAGAUGGUGGGAGUGCUCCAGAGCAAGGUGGAGGAGGAGCUGGAGUUCUUGGAUAAAUCCUUUGAGGCCCUGGCAAAGCAGACAGAGCGGCAGAGCUCAGACCUCUUCAGAUUCUUCCAGGAGGCCGUGUCGCUGUGGGAGGCACAUCAGAACGUGCUAUCUGUGCAGGAGCUGGAGCUCGAGAAGAGGAUGGAGCAGCAGCGGCAGAAGCACAGCCUGGAGAACCAGGCCCAGGAGGCCCACCUUGAUAGGCUCUUGGACCAACUGAGGCAGCAAAGCCAUGAGAAAACACUCAAGUUUCACCUGGAAAAAGCCAAAGAUUUCCUGGAGAAUAUGAAAUGCAGGUAUGAAGGUUUUCACGUCCUCCUGACAAAGGAAGUGAUGGAGUACGGAGUGAUCGUACUGAAAGAACUCAACUCCUACAGCGCCACCCUCAGCCAACAUUUCUAUGUUCGUGAAAUCUUUGAGCAGAACUUGGAUGGGAAAGUCAUCUUCAAGUUCAGGGAACCAGAAGCACAUGAAAAGCACUUCCAGGAGAGAAGGAGAAAACAAAGGGCUCAAGUAGAAAUGAGCAAAAGCAAGGGAAGCAUCAGUAGAGGGACAAGUUCCCCCAGGCCAGCAGAAGAGAUGGAAGAAGAAAAAGAUCAGGAAAUCAAGUCCUCCACAACUGAAGGGCUGGUAGGGAGCCAGCGUGAAGAAUCUGUACUGAGUGACGAGAUGGAUGAGUCCAGAGAGGACUCUAUUCAGGGAUUAGAAGAAAAGCAGCUUGAAAGAGACAGCUCCUUAAAGCCAUCCCUGAAACUGGAAAAUGUGAUGGUUCAAGAAGAGGAGAUGGAGGAGGAGGAGGAGGAGGAGGAGGAGGAGGAGGAGAACAAAGAAGGGGAGAAGGAGGAAGAGGAAGAGUCGGAGGAAAGGGAAGAACGUGAGAGUUUAUCUAUGGAUGAGGCCAAAGCCCAGGAAGAGAGUCUGGGGGAGGUCUCCCAUGAGAACAUGGAGUCCUUCACAACUUCCAGUGGAAACACUUAUUUUGUCUUCCUACCCCUGGAACAAGAAGAAGAGAGUUACAAGAGGCCCAAGUCCAACCUUUCUGCCAUUCUCAUCAGUGACACUUCCAGUGCCAAGUUCCUGGAACAAGUGAUGAUUCCAUCCAGACUGGUUUCAGAAAUUAAGAAACAACUUCGAGCUGGCUUCUUCGAGCACUUAGAGAAGUGGUUUGACCAACGUGCCCUCAAUGCCCGGGUCAUCAUGGCCACCAAGAUUGAUGAGCUGCAUUCAGAACUGGAGCUGCGUCUGCACCUGCACCAGCCAAGAGCCCAGCACAUUGAAAAGGACAUCUACAACGUGAGAGCAGCUGAGCUCCUGCUUCACCAAGAGCGGCUGAACAGCCACUGUGCUGGGGUGGUUGAGACGCUGAAGAAGGAGAACCUGAUGUUCCACCAGUUCCAAGAAGAGCUAAACGUGAGGAGCAAAAACUUCCAACGCAAGAUUUACGACAUGGAGCACAUCUUCUUGAACGCCACAAAGAGCCAGAGGCUGGUCACCCUCAGCGGCACACUGCACCAGGAGCUGCUUAGCUACAUCGAUGUUGUCCAGGUGUCCCUGCGCAGCUUCCGCCAGUACUUGGAGGAGAGCCUGAGCAAGCUUCGCCUCACCAACGUUGAGUUCAUCAAGCACUGCAGAUUGUUUUCAGAGGGAGGCAACUUUUCUCCUGAAGAAAUUGACUCCCUGUGUCAUCGACUGGAGAAGGAAGCUUCCCGGAUAGAGUUUGUUGAAAGUUUAAUCAUGAUCAACAUGGAAAAGAUGGAGAGCGAGUACCUGGACCAGGCCAAUGAUGUCAUCAACAAGUUUGAAAGUAAAUUCCAUAAUCUGUCUGUGGACCUUAUUUUCAUAGAGAAAAUCCAGCGUUUGCUGACAAAUCUGCAGGUGAACAUCAAGUGUGAGGUUGCAAAAUCUAAUUUGCAAUCAGAUGGAUUAAAUUCUUCUCUGGAACAGCUUCAAAGCAAGGUAGAAGUGUGUCAAAACUCAAGGGGAGAUAAAAUAAUGGUGACCACAGAAGACCUCCUUGGCUUUGUCCGAACUUGGAAAGAAAAACUGAGCCAGAGGAUUCAGUACCUCAACUGCAGACUGGACAAGGUAUCCGAGACUCAAGUAGUCUUUACUGACAACAUUUUGACUGACCUGGAGGUGGAGAGUGACAUCCUGGUGUCUUCAGAAGCCCUUGAAGAGGAGGCCAGGGUAGACCUGGUCACCCCUGAGUCCUUCACCCAGCCGAGCCGCAUGGGGAAGUCCAUGAUUGAAGACCCAGCUGUGGAGGUGAUCAAGAAGAUUCUGCAAUGUCCUGACUCAAAACGUUCAACCCAGCAGUGUGACAAAGUUCGGUCCCAGACAGGCUUGAAGCGACACUGGAACUGGGGAGAACAUUCCGUGAAGGCCUUGUCCAGUGCCACCUCAGCAGGGAGCAUCACUCGGUACUCCAAGCCCAACCGAACAGACAGAAAGUACCAGGUGCUCGGGGACAAGCCACCUCCUCCUGCUGAGGAUUUUAAAGGAAUCAUCCUGACCCUCCUCUGGGAGAGCAAUGAGCAUCUGCUGACCGUCGUGGAGGAGUUUUACCGCAAAGAGAAGCGCCCAGUCACCAGGCCCGACUGCAUGUACGAAACAUUUGACCAGUGCGCGGAGAAUAUCAGCAAGAAGAUCCUGGAGCACCAGGGCCAGACAGACGAGUACCACAACUCCUGCCUCAUAGAAUUACGGGCCCAGAUGAGGAGAUUUGAGGAGCUGCUGCCCCAGGUGUGUUGGCUGGUGAUGGAGAAUUUCAAGGAGCACCACUGGAAAAGAUUUUGCGACUCCAUCAAAGAGAUCCGGGGACAGUUCUGGGAACAUCAGAAGCAGCUGGAGAAAAGGAAGGAUGAAAAUGCCCAGAAGCUUCAUCCAAAUCUCGGACACCCUGCACAUGUCCAAGAAAUGGAGUCUCUAUGUCAGGGGGAAGAGGAAAGGCAGGAAGAUUUGGACACCGUGAUCACAACAGCCAGGGAGAAGCUGGAGGAGUUCACCAGGAAGUCCAGUCAGUUUUUCAUUGCCAGCCUGGCCACCUUCACCGAGAAGUUCCUGCUGCAGUUGGAUGAAGUGCUGACCAUCGACGAUGUCCAGGCUGCAAGGAUGGAGCCCCUCAGACAGAAAACGUCAAUCCUCAUCCGGAGGAAACUCGCCGGGCUCUCCCUGGAGGAAGAGAGUGAGAAGCCCCUGAUUGAACGGGGGAGCAGCUUGCAGGACGGGACCUCCCGUGGUGCCAGGGAGAGCCCUCAGGCAGGGGCGUUCCCAGGGGAUGCUGUCGGCCUGCUGGAGACCAGCUCCCCAGCUGCCGCAAGUCACAUCUGCACGGCCCCUCCCAGCUUGCAGCGAGCUCUGCAGGCACUGGGCAGCACAGACAGCAGGAUGCAGACCUGGGCGCAGGACAGCCUGUGGUCAGUCACUCUCCACCUCCGUCUGGACAAAGUCCUAGUGGGUGCGGGAGGCUGGAGGAAGCAGGCUUCCAGUGAGGGGGCACCUGACCGUGAGCUCCUGGCGGGCAGGGGCCGCUCCGUCCUGUUCAGCCCCGCACUUGGCCGCCAGGGCACUGGCUCAGGCGAGUGCUUGGCGCAUAGCUGGUGCUCCACCCAAGCUCAGGGGGCCCCGCCGACACUGGAGACUGCCGCCCCCUGGUGGCCGUGA
Ceratotherium simum simum (southern white rhinoceros) is the source of this 5098-nucleotide messenger RNA. NCBI's taxonomy places the organism in Eukaryota, Metazoa, Chordata, Mammalia, Perissodactyla, Rhinocerotidae. The record is from RefSeq and is a predicted model, not a curated record.